Colletotrichum paranaense is the source of this 288-nucleotide messenger RNA. RefSeq lists its product as uncharacterized. Bases 1 to 288 code for a protein of 95 amino acids. The record is from RefSeq and is a predicted model, not a curated record. The transcript has a single exon. NCBI's taxonomy places the organism in Eukaryota, Fungi, Ascomycota, Sordariomycetes, Glomerellales, Glomerellaceae.
AUGGGUAACUUAUGUAAUUUAGACGUGGAUUCCGCGGUCAACCCUCAACCGUCACCAAAUGGCCCAGCUUUCUUUUUCGAUGGAUCGUGGCCGGAUCUAUCCAACCAUGCCGCCCGAUCCUGGUUGUCUGCAGACUGUUGUCCACAAGUCAUUUCCUUCUCGCCUGCGCACGACCCUGCUUCUGGCCACGGCCACGGUCAUGACCACAACCACAGCCACACAAGUUCUCUCUCUCGCGCGCGCGCGCACUACUCACGGCCGCACGUCAAUCGGCGAGCUAAGAACUAG